Messenger RNA from Acanthosepion pharaonis, 852 nucleotides. The record is from the annotation of a GenBank genome assembly. Lineage: Eukaryota; Metazoa; Mollusca; Cephalopoda; Sepiida; Sepiidae.
AUGUCUUGGUUUGAUGAUAUUAAGAGGCGGACUGGAAUGCCCGUGGUUGAGGCUUCCGUGUAUCUAUCUAUCUAUCUAUCUAUGUGUUCAUAUCUAUUUAUGUAUCUAUAUAUCUAUCUGUGUUUUCAAAUCUAUCUAUGUAUCUAUAUAUCUUUCUAUCUAUCUUUCUAUCAAUUACUGUCCGUGUAUCUAUCUAUCUAUCUAUCUAUCUAUCUAUCUAUCUAUGUGUUCAUAUCUAUCUAUAUAUCUUCCGCUAGUCUGCUCGUUUCUCUAUAUCUGUUCAUAUCUAUGUAUCUAUAUUGUCCUAUCUAUCUAUCUAUCUAUCUAUCUAUCUAUCUAUCUAUCUAUCGUGUAUGUUCGUUUCUGUCUGUCUAUCUAUCUAUCUAUCUAUCUAUCUAUCUAUCUAUCUAUUUGUUCAUAUCUAUCUACCUCGCAAUCUCUAUUAUUCCAUUCAUUCAACUCUCCCUCUAUCUCUCUGACUCUCGCGCCCCUUUCUCAUUGUCUCUCUGCCCUGCUCUCUCCCCCUCUCUCUCAAUCUCUUUCUCUCUAUAUCUAUCUCUCUAUCUCUCUCUCUCAAAUCUGCCUCGACCCAAAUCAAGCACAUGUACGCUCUUUCUGUCCGUUGGUUGCAAUCUAUCUUCUUCGUUUUGCCGAGCGUCUUCUUCUAACCUUUUUUUUUUCUUCCGCAGAGCGUUUUUAAGACAGUUUUUCUUUGUUUCCAUGGAUAUGAACGUUUUUAAGACUCUUUUUCUUGUUUGCCAUGGUUAUUCUCGUCACACUAACUCUCUCUCUCUCUCUCUCUCUCUCUCUCUCUCUCUCUCUCUCUCUCUCUCUCUCUCUCUCUCUCUCUAG